CCGGCGCGGCCGCGCGGGGCUCGCGGCGGCGCCCCGGGGCCUCGAGGACCCGGCCGACGGCGGCGACGCCGCGCGCGACCAGCGCGGCGCGGCGCUCGCGGGCCUCCGCGACGCGCUCGCGGGCCGCGCCGCGCCCGCGCUCCGGCGCUGGCUCCCGGGCCUCCUCGCCGCGGGCGACCGCCUCGGCCUCCGGCGGGCCUGCGCGGUCCACGCGCACGCGCUCCUCGUCGCCGCGGCCGUCGCGGACGCGGGCGGCGGCGACGCGCGCGGCGACGUCGUCGCGCUCCUCGGCGCGCAGUGCUUCCUCGGCGCCUACGACGACCGCGCCGACCGCGACGACGUCGCGGACGACGGCGACCCCGCGGCCGCCGCGCGGCGGGGCGAGGGCCCGCUCGGCGUCGACGACGGCGAGCUCGCCGGCGUCUGGCAGCGCCAGCGGCUCCGGGUCCUCGGCUGGCUCCGCGCGGGCCUCGGCGCCGGCGGCCCGGCGCACGGCGCGCUCGAGGCCGUCGUCGACGUCGUCGCCGCGGCCGCGCGCGGCCGCGGCGCCGCGGCGCCGGGCCGCGCGGCGCGCGCGUGGGCCGAGCUCGACGGGUUCCCGGGCCGCUUCUCCCCCGCGGAGGAGGCCGGCGACGACCGCGGCGACGGCGACGGCGACGCCGCCGCCGCCGCCGCCGCCGCCGCGCCGCCGCCGGGCGGCGGCGACGGCGACGACUACGGGGCCCACCUCCGCGCGGCGCUCGACCGGCGCGGCCGCCGCGCCGAGGUCGUCGACGUGCAGCUCGGCGAGUUCUCGCUGCGCCAGCGGCGCCUCGAGGCGCUGCCGCGCGACGUCCGCGACGACGCCGACGCCGCCGCGGCGCUCGGCGGCGGCGUCGGCGUCGACGCCAUGCUCUCGGCGCUGUCGAGCUGCGGCGCCGACCGGCGCGGCGACGCGGCCGCGGCGCGCGUCGGCCUCUCGCUCGCGGCGCUCGAGGCCGGCUGCGACCGCUUCCUCGGCGCCGACGACUGGCCCUGGGCCCUCGCCGAGGAGCUCCCGCUCGCCGUCGCGGCGCGGCGGACCGACGCGUGGCUCGACGACGACGCCUGCGAAACCGCGCUCGACGCGGCGCUCGACGCGCGGCGGCCGCGCGGCGGCCUCGGCUUCCCGGCCGACGCCGUCGACGCGCCGGCGCGGCGCGCGGUCGCGAACCUCCGGGCCGGCCGCCGCGGCGAGCCCUGGGAGCCGCUGCCGGCCGCCGGGGACGCCGGCGCGCCGCUCGAGGACCCCUGGGCGCCGCUCGCGUGGCCCGAGGACCGCGCGCGGCGCGCGCGCGCGGCCGGCGGCGGCGCGCCCUACGCGCGCGCGGCCGGCUUCGCCGGCGGCGACGGCCUCGGGCCGAGCCUCGGGCUCGCGGGCGGCCGCGCCGUCGCCUGGCUCCGCGCGCACGCGGGCUUCCGCGGCGCGGGCGACGCGCCCGGCGCGUGGACGGCGCGGCGGCUGCUCGCCGUGCCCUUCGUGGGCAAGGACCGCCCGAGCGACGCGUCGGAGUUCAGCCACCCGGACGUGCUCAUCGGGCUCACGAUCCUCGCGGUGCGCCACGAGGGCCUCCGCGACUCGGACGCGCUCUGGGUCCUCGGCGACCUCCAGCGCCGCUUCCGCGCCGAGGCCGGCCCGGCCGCGCGCCGGCCCGCGGCGCGCGCCUACGCGCGCUACGUCGAGGGCGCCGGCGGCGCCGUCCGGGGCGCGCGCGCCGGCGGCGGCGGCGUCUGGCCCGUCGACGCGCUCGACCUCGGCGACGGCGCGAUGGUCGGCCCCGCGGUCGCGCUGCUGCGGCGGUCCGUCGCGUGCGGCCGCGACUACCUCUGGCGGCGCUGCUUCCCCGAGACGCUGACGAUCCGGCCCUCGAAGCUCGCGGCGAGCGGCCAGGAGCUCGGCGGCGCCGCGAUCUUCGGCGCGCGCGUCGGCUUCUCGGGCACGCCGAACGACCUCGUGCCCGCGGAGCUCGGGCCCUGCGCGUUCGAGGCCGCGACGGACGGCCGCGUCGCGCGCGUGCUCGGCGACGCGCGCGUCGUCGCGCGCGUCGCGCUCGAGGCGGGCUGGACGCCCGCGUCGCUCCUCGGCCGCGUCGCGCGCGAGGCGCGCGCGCCGUACCGCGCGCUCGUCGACGCGGGCGCGCUCGUCACGGGGCUGUCGAACCGCGAGGCCGCGGCCGCGCUCCUCGCGGGCGGCCUCGGCCACUGCGACGGCGUGCUCUACUUCGACGAGGAGGACCGGCCCCGCGUCGCGCGGCGCGGCGGCGACGACGCGGCCGCCGCGUCGCCCGUCGCGGCCGCGCGGCGGUUCACGUUCUACGACCACGCGCACUGCACGGGCCUCGACGUCGCGCAGGCCGCGGACUGCCGCGGCGCGCUCACGCUGUCCAAGGACUCGACGUACCGCGACCUCGCGCAGGCCGCGUUCCGCCUCCGGCGCCUCGGCGCGGGGCAGACGCUCGCGCUGCUCGUGUCGCCGGAGCUCGCGGGCUGCCUCGCGGAGGCGCGCGCCGCGCCGCGCGCCGCCGUCGCGGCCGCGCUCGGCGACGACGCCGCCUGGCCCGCGCUGCUCCGCGAGCUCCUCGCCUGGCUCGCGGCGAACGGCCUCCGGCGCGAGCGCGUCAACUUCUUCCUCCUCGCGGAGCAGUCCGUCGCGAACGUCGCGCACCGCGAGCUCCUGGGCCGCCACCGCGACGUCGGCGACGCGCGCGCGGGCUCCGGCGCCGCGUGGCUCCGCGCGCGCGUCGCGUUCGACGUCGAGAACGCGGUGCCCGCGCCGCGGCCCUGCAGCGAGCGCAUCGCCCAGCUCGUCGAGGAGCACGCGGACCUCAUGACGGACGCGCCGGACUUUGGGGCCGCGCAGGCCGCGCUCGCGGCCGUCUCCGCGGCCGAGGCGGCGGCGCGCGCGCCGCGCGCCGGCGGCGCCGCGGCCGCGUUCGAGGGCCUCCAGGAGCAAGAGGCCGAGGAGGAGGCCGAGGAGGAGCAGGCCCAGGAGCGCGAGCAGGAGCGGCGCGUGCCCACGGGCGUGCGAGUUCGUGGCGCGCGGGCGGACUAA
Molecule: messenger RNA, 3070 nt
Organism: Aureococcus anophagefferens
Lineage: Eukaryota; Pelagophyceae; Pelagomonadales; Pelagomonadaceae
Exons: 6
Biological process (GO): protein deubiquitination involved in ubiquitin-dependent protein catabolic process
Cellular component (GO): cytoplasm; nucleus
Molecular function (GO): cysteine-type deubiquitinase activity; K63-linked polyubiquitin modification-dependent protein binding
Source: RefSeq, a predicted model, not a curated record